This is a messenger RNA of Cylicocyclus nassatus, 1809 nucleotides long. Lineage: Eukaryota; Metazoa; Nematoda; Chromadorea; Rhabditida; Strongylidae. The record is from the annotation of a GenBank genome assembly.
CAGAAUCAAUCAAUCUGCACGCUACUGAUGUUGUAGCCACAGCAAAUGCUACUCAAUGCUGCCAUGAGAGACGACCAAACAACAUAUGAAAGGUUGUCCGUAAAUGGCAAACAUCCGCGAAUUCAAUGGUCCUACGUCGGUUUUGGUAGUAUUCUAUUUGCUGGGUUCUUGUUUCUGCUCUUCAGUUAUAAUGCAUCGCCAAAGGCUUCGUACAAAAUAGAAGUACUCAGCAAAUUGACAAAGGAUGGUGAGGUGGUUAUUACCCGGCACCUCUCUUCCAAGAAAACUACAAUUACAUGGCACUCAGAUAGCUCAGAAGAUGACGACGACGCCGAAAUGGCGUCCGUUGAUGAAGAUGUACCAUCUUGGUGGCGCUCAGGCAAAAAACCAAUAAAAACAAGUACGUCUGUGGUCAUGUUGGCGACAAAGAAUUUAAAACUACCAGAACACGCCAAAGAAUGCGUUUCAUUUUAUAACCUCCUGACAGAUGGUGUGAAAGCAAAGACCGGAAAGAGAGACUGGCCAAAGACAACUCUGACUCUGAUUGGAGCUUAUGCUUACCCAGAUUAUUCCGUGGUUACCAUCGAAGCAGAUGGAUGGUAUGGACAGAAAGUAUAUUGUCAUUACUUUGAUGCCAACUGGGACGAGUUAGGUUCCCCCGUCGAGUCGAUAGUUUUCCCCGAAUUCGCUGUUCAUUGCUGUAGACAUCCCAAGGCAGUUUAUAUGGGGAUAACCGAAAGUAAAGAUGAAGAAGUGUCUUUUGUGGUACCAGUUCUUGACAGAACUGUGGAUAACCCCAAAUACAAUUUGUCAAUAUGCCUCGCCCCUAUGUAUGGCAAUGAGAGUAAGUGGCUGCUGUUGGUGGAACUGAUUGAGCAUUAUAAACUGCAAGGUGUCCAGCAUUUUUACAUCUAUGUUAAGGAUAUCGAUGACUACUCUCGCUUACUCAUUGAUGACUAUGAAAAGAGUGGCGAUGUCGAAGUCGUAUACUUCAGAAAAGAGCAAGACCGAGUGGGUAAGGAAUGGCAACUUGUUGGAGUAGAGGACUGUUUGCAACGAAGCCGGCAUCAUUCUCGCUAUGCCAUAUUUACAGAUUUAGACGAAAGAAUCCUGGCAUUGGGAAACCAAACUCUUGCCGAAUAUGUCCCGAAAGCAAUGACUGAAAAGCCGAAUAUAGGUAUGCUUCGGUUCCGAACUACAUGGGUGCUACGUACCAGAAAACCACCAGAUAUAUAUGAGGGAGUGAUUACACUAAAGAAGCACCUGCCCACUCUUGUUUUCCACAACACAUCAGCUGUAGCUCCCCCUGGGCAUACAGCUAAGUGUGUGCUAGAUCCUCGCCGUGUACUACUCAUGUGGGUUCACUGGGUGUAUUUGUAUUUCCCUGGAUAUAACAGUGUUGAUGCACCACCAGACAAGGCCAUAAUAAGGCACUAUCGGGAUCUCAUUAAUGACAACUGGGGAAAGACGUGGAUACACGAAGUGGAAGGAUUUGGCAAUUUCACAAUGACAGAUUACCCAGAUAAUUUAAUGAGGAGACUGUAUAAUAAUGUCAAAAAACGGUUAGACAGAGUAUAUCGAAGUCAAAAAACCCGCCACCGGUAGCUCAGCUGGGCCUAUUUCAAAAUGAUAAAAAUACAUUAUAAGACAAACAUUUGCGAUAUAGAGCGUCGGUAGUUAGCAUUUAACUGGUCUGACAGUUUACUGUUUAUUGCUGUUGAUUUUCUUUUGUUGUAAUGCGGCUUCUAGAACUCGUUUUAAAUAUAACUUGUAAGUAAAAGAAUGAGAAAUAAAGGAGAAUAUGUGCGA